Molecule: messenger RNA, 6813 nt
Organism: Aphis gossypii (cotton aphid)
Lineage: Eukaryota; Metazoa; Arthropoda; Insecta; Hemiptera; Aphididae
Product: fatty acid synthase-like
Exons: 33
Coding region: 156-6254 (2032 amino acids)
Biological process (GO): fatty acid biosynthetic process
Molecular function (GO): phosphopantetheine binding; 3-oxoacyl-[acyl-carrier-protein] synthase activity; fatty acid synthase activity
Source: RefSeq, a predicted model, not a curated record
UUAGUUUCAAUUUUUAUUGUACACGUUUACUCUUAUUUUCAUGUUCAAUAGUCGUUUAGACGCAUCAUCUUUUUACGAUAGUAAAUCUUGAACUGAUUUUCACUUUCUGUGACUUUUUUUUUUUUACAAUAAAAUAUUGGACUACAAAUAAAGGCAUGUCAGAAGCAAAUGAUGUGGUGAUAUCGGGUAUUGCUGGACGAUUUCCUGAAUGUGACUCUACCGAAGAGUUUAAAGAGAAAUUAUAUAAUAAUGCAGAUUUAUUGACAGAUGAUAAUAGAAGAUGGUCUCCCGGCAUGUAUGGAGUUCCAUCAAGGUCUGGAAAAUUAAAGGAAAUAGAUAAAUUUGACGCAGAGUUUUUUGGAAUCCAUACAAAAUUAGCUAAUGCCAUGGAUGCACAACUUAGAAUUUUACUUGAAGUUACACAUGAAGCUAUAGUCGAUGCAGGAAUUAAUCCAAAGGAUAUACGUGGAACAAAAACAGGGGUGUACGUUGGUAUGAUGACCAACGAAUCUUCAGACUAUUUUGAACGUACACCAGAAAAAUUGACUGGAUAUGAAACUAUAGGUGUAAUUAGAUCUAUGGUAGCUAACAGACUUUCUUUUCAAUUCAAUUUUAAUGGCCCGAGUGUCGCUAUUGAUACUGCAUGUUCAAGCGCGCUAUUUUGUUUACACCAAGCUAUCACUGCAAUAAAAACGGGUCAAUGCGAUGCAGCUAUUGUUGCAGGAACUAAUUUACUCCUAAAACCAGCCACUUCAGUUAUGUAUCAUCGAUAUAAUAUGCUUAGUCCUACAGGAACAAGCAGACCUUUUGACAUUGGCGCUAAUGGAUACGUAAGAAGUGAAGCUAUUGUUGCUUUAUACAUAAGAAAAUCAGCGGAUGCUAAACGAAUAUACGCGACUGUAGUCGGAACGUCCACUAAUACCGAUGGAUUCAAAAUCGAAGGCGCCACAUAUCCUUCGCAGUCAGUACAAAGUCAGCUAAUUAGAGAUACUUACGCGCGUGCUUAUUUAAAUCCCAAUGAUGUCCAUUAUGUCGAAGCUCAUGGAACAGGGACAACUGUUGGAGACAGACAAGAGUUGAACGCCAUUUCGGAUGUGUUUUGUAUUAACCGUAAAACUCCUUUGCUUGUUGGAUCGGUUAAAUCAAAUAUGGGUCACGCAGAACCAGUAUCAGGUUUAGUGUCAAUAGCAAAGGUGCUGUAUGCGCUAGAAACAGGAAUUAUUCCGGCUAAUAUUAAUUUUGAAACACUAAACCCCAAUAUUCCAAAACUUGUUAGUGGAGAAUUGAAGGUUGUUGAUAAGCAAACGCCAUUACCGGGAAAUUUAGUUUCUAUUAAUUCAUUCGGCGUUGGAGGAUCAAAUGUUCAUGUUAUUCUAAGAGCUAACGAUAAAAUAGCACAGAAAAUUCCAUUACCAACACUCGAAAUUCCUAGACUAGUGUUUUUGUCAGGACGAACUAGAGAAGCGUUGGACGAACAAUUUGAAGCUAUUGAAAAAUAUGCAGAUAACAACGAUCUAUUAACUUUAAUCAAUGAUAUUUAUAAAUCAACAAUUCCUGGUUACAAGUUAUCUGGUUAUUCAAUUCUCGGACAAUCCCCUCGGAAUGUUGAAAUAGCUCAAAGUAAUGUGUCCGGUGAUAAAAGGCCAAUCUACUUCAUUUUUCCCGGUAUGGGAAGUCAAUCGUUAGAAUUAGUCACCGAUUUAGUAAAGUUUGAAGUGUUUAAACAAACUGUAGACAAUGCACAUUCCAUAUUAAUUCCAUAUAACUACAGUGUUUAUGAUUUAUUUUAUAAAUCUGACGAAAAUACGUUUAAGAGUAUAAAGAAUACUAUGUUCACAGUUCUUAUUGUACAGAUAGGUCUUGUUGAUAUUUUACACUCACUUGGUAUCAAUCCCGACGGUAUCAUUGGUCAUUCAGUUGGUGAACUGGCCUGUGCGUAUGCAGAUGGUUGCUUCACAUUAGAAGAAGCGUUAUUGACAAUGUACUGGAGGUCUACAAUUUUGACACAAAUUGACGUACCCGCUGGAGCUAUGGUUGCAGUAGGACUAUCGUGGGAAGAGACACAAAAGAAACUUCCCGAAGGUAUAAUUGUCGCUUGUCAUAACAGCGAAGACAGUGUUACAAUUUCGGGACUUAAAGAUAUAACUUUGAAAUUCACUGAAACUCUAAAACACGAAGGUAUAUUUGCUAAACCUGUAGAUUCGAUGGGUUACGCUUUCCAUUCGCCAUACUUAAAUGGGUUUAUCCCGUCGUUGAGACCAUAUUAUGAAAAGGUAAUGUCUAAUCCUAAAAAAAGGUCUAGUCGGUGGUUGAGUACAACAUUUCCGGAAUAUCAAUGGAAUUCACCGGAAGCCAAAUACUCGUCGGCGGAUUACCAUUUAAAAAAUAUAAGUUCACCAGUUUACUUUCAUGGUGCAAUGAAACAUGUACCCGAAAAUGCUAUAACCAUUGAAAUUGCUCCUCAUUGUUUAUUACAAGCAAUUUUGAAGAGAUCAUUGCCCCCUACAGUGACAAAUGUCGGCCUGACUAAGAAAACUGUUUCAAAUCAUGUGAAUUUCUUGUUGGAAGCUAUUGGAAAGUUAUAUAUUGCCGGAGCAGAGCCGCAAUUACAGAAUUUGUAUGGUAAAGUAGAGUACCCUGUAGUUAGAGGUACUCCAAUGAUAUCUCCAAUGUUAAAAUGGGAUCAUUCAAAUGACUAUGUAGUUCCAAAUUUUGUGGAAAAGAUUUCCGGGUCAGAGUAUAAUCAAGUCGAAAUUGAUAUUAAAACAAAACAAGAUAAAUAUUUAGCCGGUCAUGCCAUUGAUGGACGUAUACUUUAUCCUGCAGCUGGAUAUAUAACAUUAGUAUGGAAAGCUUUUGCAAAACUACAAGCAAAAUGGUUUGAAGACGUUCCAGUUGUUUUUCGAAAUUUAAAAUUUUUCAGGCCAACUGUUCUUAAUACUGAGGUGACAGUAAAAUUCGACAUUAAUAUUUUUCAUGGAUCGGGUGAGUUUGAAUUAUUAGAAGGAGGAUCAUUAACGGUUACAGGAGGUAUACAAUUAUUCACCCCAAACUCCGACGAAAAUCAAAUAGAACAUCUUGCAACCAUUUCAGAACAAAUGGAAUUAAAUUCUGAUGAUUUUUACAAGGAGUUGAGACUUCGAGGAUAUCAGUAUAAAGAUGAGUUUUUAGGUUUUGUAGAAGCAAACAGUGAAGGUUCUAGAGGUAAAGUGGCCUGGACUGGAAAUUGGGUAUCGUAUAUUGAUACUCUGUUACAAUUUGAACUUAUAUCUAUAAAAACUAGAGAGCUUCGUUUGCCAACAUACAUUAAAGAAAUUAUCAUUGAUCCUGUGUAUCAUAAGCAAGUUGCGGAAAGAUCGUCGAAUUCAAAUGAAAUUGAAGUAAACCAUUAUGGAUAUGCUAAGACGACGCAAUCGGGCGGAGUCACUAUCUCCAAAUUGAAAGUGACGCCUGCACCUUUGAAAAAGAAUGCCCAACUUCCAGCAACUCUGGAACGUCAUUCAUUUAUUCCAUAUACAUAUACAUCAAAUGAAUUAACUACGUAUGAGAUUCUUUACUCUAUGAUUGGAUUAUUCAUGGAAAACAUAGGAGUACACUAUGUAAAAGCAGCAGAAAUCCAUAACAAUAACGUAUUGGCAACGGAAAUUGUUCAAAUUAUUGAAGCAGAAGCCAAUUUUUAUGUGGACUAUACAAUUCUUUCGAACAAGGCAGUUAAUAUCGAACAAAGCAAGCUAUCAUCAUUAGAUAUUGAAAUUGUUGACUUCAAUAUUCAAAAUGCUCCAUUAUCCGAUGCAUACCAAUUGAUAGUUGCUGAUGAUAUUAAUUUUGACACUACUGUAUUGGAUAAAAUUUCUUCGGCAUUAACUCCAAGAGGAUUUGUUCUUUUGGUUGAAAAUAUUUCUGCACUUACUCCAACUACAUUGGAAUCGUUAAAUCUCCAAAUAGUGUCUGUUAUUGAAAAAGGCGACAAGAAAUACUUCUUGUUGAAAAAAAUUUCACCAAAAUAUCAGUACACGACUUUAAACAUUGAGGAUGGACAGUUUUCGUGGGUGGAAUCAUUGAAAAAGGAAUUAGCCGACAUUAAAGGAAAUCCGAACAAAAAGGUUAUACUUUAUAGUGAUAAAAAUAUCAACGGUGUUCUCGGUCUGUCUAAAUGUUUAGUUGAAGAAUUUAAUGGUGAAGAAAAUCCCAUCAGGUGUAUCCUAACCGAAUCUGGUAAAAAAUAUACUUUGAAAGAUUUUACUGCACUCCUUGAAACCGAUCUGUUCUUUAACGUGGAGCGAAAUGGAACUUGGGGAUCUUACAGACAUUUACCAAUUGAUGUAAAAAUUGUUUCAAAUAUUCAAACAACUGAAGCUAAAGUGUCCGUACAGUCUAAGGGCGAUCUGACAACACUUCAAUGGGUUCAGGCGUCAAAAUAUUUCAACAGCAGUGACAGCAGUGAUUCUAUAACUAUAGCGUAUACCGGAGUUAACAAUGUCGACUUGGCUGCACUUUCUUCAAUGAAAACCGACUUUGGAGUAGAAUUUUCUGGUUUUAAGACAAAUGGUCAAAAGGUAAUGGGAUUGGUUAAAUCUGGAGCUCUAUCAACGACAGUUAGUCAGAGUAAUGCUAUUGUAUGGGAUGUACCAAAAAGUUGGACUUUGCAACAAGCCGCCACUGUUCCAUACUCUUACUUUUUGGCCACUUAUGCUUUAAUACAUAAAGGAAAGUUAUCGGAAUCUAAAAACGUGUUGAUAUUUGUUGGCGGAAACAGUGUGAAUUACGCGGCUAUUUCAAUUGCACUAUCACUCAAGUGCAAAGUGUUUGUUGUAGCCGAAACUAAUGAACAGCUUGAAAUUAUUAAAAGCGAUUACCCAGAAGUGAGUCAAGUUUCAACUACGAGAUUUGAUUCAAAAUUCAUUCACUCGGUAUCAACGUUGACUCUAAAUCAAGGAGUUGAUUAUGUGGUUUUGUCCAAAGAUUGUUCUAAUCGUUUGCCGGAACUGCUCGCUGUUGAAUCAAAAAUUAUAAUCACCGAAAAUACAAACGUAUCAGCCUUAUCAAAUUCACAAAAUGGAUUUGAAGUAAUAUCAGCCAAGUUUGAAGAUAUUUCUAUUUUAAAUAAUCAAUAUGCAGAUAAUAUUCAUUCAUUCGUCGAUUCAAGAAUAAAGAAAGAUAUUGUAAAACCUUUACCGUUCACUAUUUAUCCGUAUUCUGAAGUUGAGUCGGCUUUCAGAUCCUACUCCAAUAAUAAGACUGGAAAGAAGAUAAUAGUUGAAGUGUCCGGUGAGACGCCGACCGUAAACUUUGCAGCAUACCGUCGGGUAUAUUUUGAUCCAAGCAAAAGUUACAUACUUUCGGGUGGUCUUGGUGGAUUUGGAAUGGAACUUACGGAGUGGGCAGUAGAGCGCGGGGCAAAGAAUAUUAUUCUCUGUUCUCGGAGUGGAAUUCAAACAGGAUACCAGAAAUAUAGAGUAAAUAUUUGGAGAAGCCAAAACAUCAAAGUGGAAAUCAGCACAUUCGACCUGACUACAUUGUCGGGAGCCAAAGAAACUGUGAAAUUGGCUCUCAGUCUAGGUCCACUUGGUGGAAUUUUCAACUUGGCCGGGGUUUUGAGAGACGGAAUUUUCGAAAACCAAACAGUUGAUAACUUCCAGACUGUGUACAACAGUAAAGUGUUAACCACUAAGUAUUUAGACGAAGCUUCGGAAGGUGUUAGUAAGGAUAUUGAGUAUUUUGUCACGUUUUCGUCCAUUUCUUGCGGUCGAGGAAACAGGGGACAAACCAAUUACGGUUACGCAAACUCUAUCAUGGAAAGGAUUUCGGAGCAAAGACAAAAACGAGGACUACCGGCGCAAUCUAUUCAAUGGGGAGGCAUCGGUGACGUCGGAAUGGCAUAUCUAUUAACUCGUGGUAAUGAAGAAAAAGAAAUCAAUGGUACUCUUGCCCAAAAAAUAUCGUCUUGCUUAGUGGCGUUGGAUAUAUUAUUAACACAAAGUUCAGCGGUCGUUGCUUCGCAUGUGAUACCAACCAAAAGAAAAGUGACAGAGAAUUCAAAAUCUCAAUCGCUCACGGAAAUCGUUUCUGGAAUUAUGGGGAUUCAAGAUCCACUUUCAGUUAAGUCUACGUCUACUUUAGCUGAUUUAGGAAUGGAUUCAUUGAUGGGAGUCGACAUCAAACAGACCAUCGAACGUAGCUUUGGAGUGUCAUUGAAUAAUUCUCAAGUACAACAAUUGAAGUUCAGCGAAUUGGAAAAUGUCGGUUUGAAAUGAAAUUCUAGUUGUGUGUUUAUUAUCAACAUUUUGAAGUUCCUGUUUAAUUGUUUAUGCGGAUUUUUCACAUUGACUUUGACUCUCUAGUCACUUAUAUAUUGUAUAUUGUUUUUUUUUUGUAUUUGAAGUUUGAACAUUGGCGAAUAUUAUAUUGUGUAAGUAGUGAAGUUUAUAAGAUUGUGUGAUACUGCCCUUCAAGCACUCAAAUAGAAAUCUACCGCUAAUGGAUAUAAUAUUUUCUUCAAAAUAUUUUAGUUAAUGGACAUUAUAUAGCCUAUAUACUUAGCACUAUUUAUUUUAUUUUUAUCAUUUUUAAUAUUUGUGUUUCCAAUCUAUCAACUAUAAAUCUCGGAUUGAAUUAUUCGUCCAAUCAGAACAGUUUAUAGAUAAUUAUUCACUAGAGUGCAAUACGUACAACUUUUGUCAUUAAAAGUCGUAGAUUUCUAUCGUAUAUGAAACAUGGAAUGUGUGUUAAAAGUACAGAAAUGUAAUUAUUAAAAUCAAUUGAAUUCGUUGUCAACUGUCAAAUAUGAAUAAAACUAAAAUAUUAUUCAUUUUA